AUGAGUGUCUUUACCCGUGUGAUUGUUACCUGCGUCUGCUAUUGCUUUUGGAGGCUGGUAGGCAGCCACAACUCACCUCGGGCGAGCUUCAUCUCCGGGCUGUGUGCCCCUUGUCUGCAGAGGUCACUGUGGGGCCCGUGGCAGAGCUCUCACGCCGCUCUCUCCUCUGCAGCUCUCUACGGCGUUCUGUUUGAGAAGAGCAAGGAAGCUGCCUUCGCCAAUUACCGCCUGUGGGAGGCCCUGGGCUUCGUCAUUGCCUUCGGGUACAGCACAUUUUUGUGCGUGCGCAUCAAGCUCUACAUUCUGCUGGGGGUCCUGAGCCUGACCAUGGUGGCGUAUGGGCUUGUGGAGUGCGUGGAGUCCAAGAACCCGAUCAGACCCCACGCUCCAGGACAGGCGAAGCAGGCAGAGGAUGAAGAAAUACAAAAACGUGAGAGCAGUGAGGUCCGAGGAGGAUGAACUCAGAAAGCACCAGCCAGAGAGUUUUCUUAGAAGAUGCCUCAGGACAUAGAGCGGCUCCUCAUCACCAUCUCAGCACAAUUUGGCCAUUCUGAAGAGAUCAUAUUAUUUCACUCUUUAUGUAUUUUUUUUCUAUUCUAACAAAUUUUUAGUCCACCAUCUUAACAGAGAUCAAGUGUAUACAUGAAGGUAUCAGUUAAUUUAAUUUCAGAUACAAAAGAAAAAGGUCUAACGUACAAUCAGCCAAUUAGAAUUUGCCUGAAAUCAUAGACUCACCCUAGUUUUAUUGCUGUAGUUGUUUUUAAGAAUUGGAAGCCUGCUUAAAAAAUGUAGUUGAGCCCCAUAAUUUUACAAAUGGGCGAACUUUUAAACUUCUAACUCUACUUGGAUUAAAACCUCAUACAUUUUACAAAGGGGUCCUGACAAGUCAGCUGACUCAACCUCACAGAGUCAGGGGGUGACAAAGCCAGACUGGGGCUCAGGAUUCCUGAAGCAUGUGGGGUCUGCGUUUCUAAAUAGAGACGGUUAUUUAAUGGA
Molecule: messenger RNA, 996 nt
Organism: Gorilla gorilla gorilla (western lowland gorilla)
Lineage: Eukaryota; Metazoa; Chordata; Mammalia; Primates; Hominidae
Product: protein unc-93 homolog A-like
Exons: 2
Coding region: 1-459 (152 amino acids)
Source: RefSeq, a predicted model, not a curated record